Austrofundulus limnaeus is the source of this 756-nucleotide messenger RNA. Its product is annotated as gamma-aminobutyric acid type B receptor subunit 1. The record is from RefSeq and is a predicted model, not a curated record. NCBI's taxonomy places the organism in Eukaryota, Metazoa, Chordata, Actinopteri, Cyprinodontiformes, Rivulidae.
GUCUCUGUAAAGCUCACAGGUUUCUCCUGGCAAAUGUCCAACUUUAAUGUUUAAAGGUGAGGUAACUUGGUCUCGAACCUGCAGCCUCAGGAUUAUGAGACAGCAGCACCGACCACUGUGCCACCAUGUAAUGAGAAUAAAGCUGUAUUUGAUCAGUGGGAAUAUCUCCUGAGAAAAUGUUGUUUAUCAUCUAUUUUUCCCUCGUCUUCGUCUAAAAGCUGUAAUUUUCCUGCCACGGUUCUGUUUUCUGAUCCUCCCUCUCUCCUGUGUCUCUCACAGAUCCAGACAUGGACCAGGUCUUGUUUCUCCUCGUCCUCUGCUGUCUUCCGUCCCUCGUCGUGCCCAUCCAUAAUUCAUCAUCUGGAGGCUGCAGCAUCAUCCGGCCUCCGAGGGACGGGGGGAUCCGCUACAGAGGGCUCACACAAGAAGAGAUCCGCAGCGUGCAGAACCUGCCGGUGGAUUAUGAGAUCGAAUACAUCUGCAGAGGGCACCGGGUCAUCGUGGGCCCAAAGGUCAGGAAGUGUCUCUCUGACGGGACGUGGACGGACAUGAGGCAGGAGAGCAGAUGCUUGCUGCUGUGCCCGCGGGUCUGGACGUCUCUGGAGAACGGCCGGGUGACGGCGAGGCCUCUGGGCCCGCCGGUGGAAGGGACGGUCCUCCAUUACACCUGCAACGCCGGCUUCAUCCUGGAGGGCCGGAACAUCAGCCACUGCACCAAGCUGGGGAAGUGGGACGCUCCCAAGCCCACCUGCCUCU